This is a messenger RNA of Aplosporella prunicola CBS 121167, 824 nucleotides long. RefSeq lists its product as uncharacterized. Lineage: Eukaryota; Fungi; Ascomycota; Dothideomycetes; Botryosphaeriales; Aplosporellaceae. The coding region runs from base 109 to 594 and encodes 161 amino acids. The record is from RefSeq and is a predicted model, not a curated record. The transcript has a single exon.
CUGCUUUUUCCGGAGACUCGCAGAUAGCCAUCUUUCAGUCAUCGCUUCCACAUUUAUACCCUGGGAACAGACCACUAUCUAUCUUCAACACUUCUAUUUCAGGAAACAAUGGCUAUACAGAUGCCCACACCAUUUUCCUCCACUACCUCGGCAGACGUUUGGGUCUGCUGCCAGUGCCAAGGAGAGAACUUGGUCCAGAAUGCACCUCAACGAUGCCCUCUCUGUCAACACUACAGGUGUGGUUAUUGCGUUGGCUCAGCCCACUGUUCUUGGAGCUCGACAUUUCAGUGCUUAAAAGGGACUGCCGAAGGGUGCCCGGCUACCCUUAUACCGUCCGAUCCCACAUGUGGUGAAUCCGGCCGCUUGACCGAGUUCAGUGGUCUCGAUUCAUAUGAAUACUCCUCGCCCACCGCCGAAAUAUCGAUAAUCGCCAUUCCUCUACCAAAGACCUCCCCUGAAAUUGCUCCUCUGGUAGCAGGCUUCGGCGAUACGUGGUAUUGUUGCGGAUGCGGGACUCUCAACCACAACGGCGUUGCGCUUGAUCGAUGUCCUGUCUGCGCUCACUACAAAUGCUCUCUAUGUUCCCAUGCCUAAAAAUAAUUUCAGUGAGAAAGCAGUAACGGUAGACUGUUUCUCUCCUCCUCUCCUCCUUUUAUCAAUCAAUCCUUUCCAUUGCCCAUCUUUCUUUCUCUGUUGAUCCUGUUGUAUGCUCUUGUUCGAUUUUUUUUGUUCGUUAUCUAUUUCCUCAAGUCCCUGCACCCGCUUUCAACACCCAUGAUAGUUCUUUUCUUACAUCUUGGUUACCAUCGCAUAGUGACUUCUGU